Papaver somniferum (opium poppy) is the source of this 1491-nucleotide messenger RNA. RefSeq lists its product as uncharacterized. The transcript is spliced from 2 exons. Bases 1 to 1491 code for a protein of 496 amino acids. NCBI's taxonomy places the organism in Eukaryota, Viridiplantae, Streptophyta, Magnoliopsida, Ranunculales, Papaveraceae. The record is from RefSeq and is a predicted model, not a curated record.
AUGAUCCUUGAUUUGAUUAAAGCGGCAUUGCCUGAAGGUGAGACACUUCCAAACACCUACUACGAGGCUAAGAAAUUAUUGAGGAACCUUGGACUUGGUUAUACAGUAAUUCAUGCAUGCAGAUACGAUUGUGCACUUUUUUGGAAGGAAAAUGAGAAUCUUGAAAAGUGUCUCAAGUGUAAUGAGCCAAGGUAUAAAGUCGUCGAGGGAAAAGGAAAGAAGAUACCUCAGAAAGUACUGCGUUAUUUUCCACUCAAGCCAAGGCUGCAGAGAUUGUUCAUGUCAAGGAUGACUGCUAAAGAUAUGAAAUAUUGGAAAAAAAAACAGAAAGCAGAGAAAAAUGUUUUUAGGCAUCCAGCAGAUUCUAAAAUUUGGCAAGAGCUCGACGAGAAACAUAAGUGGUUUGCCAAAGAUUCACGUAAUGUCCGUCUUGGCAUUGCAAGCGAUGGGUUUAUUCCAUCUAAUGACCUCAAUGGAAAACCACACAGUAUUUGGCCUGUAAUUGUUGUUCCGAAUAAUUUGUCACCUUGGAGAUGCAUGAAAGAGCCUUUCAUAUUUUUGACUCUACUAAUACCAGGACCUAACACUCCCGAAAAUGAUAUCGACGUUUAUCUGAGGCUGCUGAUAGAUGAAUUAAAAGAGUUAUGGGAAAUUGGUGUGCAGACUUUUGAUGCAGAUUCAAAGGAAGUAUUUCAGCUUCAUGCUGCGUUGUUAUGGACGAUCAAUGAUUUUCCUGCUUAUGGAAACUUAUCUGGAUGGAGUACUCAUGGAGUGGACGGAACAUAUGUUACAUGGGUCAUCGACGUUUUUUGCGUCAAACUCAUGCUUGGAGAGACAGGGGCAAACAUUUAUUUGAUGGAAAAGCCGAAAAAAAAGCCAAAGCCAAAGGAGUUGUCUGGAGAUGAUGUGUUAUUACAACUAGAAGUCGUCGAGAAGCAAGAUUUUGGGAAGGCACCGAACACCAAAAAGAGGAAACGGUAUGAUUUUGAGUUAAAUUGGACAAAAAAGAGUAUUUUUUUCGAAUUACCAUAUUGGAAGAUUAAUAAAUUGCGGCACAACGUUGAUGUUAUGCACGUGGAGAAAAAUAUUUGUGAUAGUGUUGUUGGAACGCUGAUGGACAUAGAGAAGAAAACUAAAGACACCAUAAGAUCUAGAGCAUACCUGGAAAGAUUUGGUUUGAAGGAGCUGCAUCUAACUAAGAGAGGUAACAGGUUAAUUAAGCCACCUGCAUCUUAUACUUUAUCGGUUCCAGAGAGAAAAAUAUUAUGCGAGUGGUUGAAGUCGGUGAAGUUUCCUGACGGCUAUGCCUCAAACAUUGCUCGGUGUGUAAAGGAAAAAGAUGGUAAGAUAUCCGGAAUGAAGAGCCAUGAUUGUCAUGUAUUUUUACAACGGAUUCUUCCUGUUGCACUACGUGGUUUCCUGCCGAAAAAUAUAUCUAGUGCAUUAGUUGAGCUUGGUGUUUUUUUAAGGAAUUGUGUUCGAAGACACUAA